Molecule: messenger RNA, 3476 nt
Organism: Mercurialis annua (annual mercury)
Lineage: Eukaryota; Viridiplantae; Streptophyta; Magnoliopsida; Malpighiales; Euphorbiaceae
Product: scarecrow-like protein 23
Exons: 5
Coding region: 171-1484 (437 amino acids)
Biological process (GO): regulation of DNA-templated transcription; bundle sheath cell fate specification; leaf development
Cellular component (GO): nucleus
Molecular function (GO): sequence-specific DNA binding; DNA-binding transcription factor activity
Source: RefSeq, a predicted model, not a curated record
UCAUCAGAAAGUAAUUCACCUUUUUACGGUAUUUUAAUAAUUUUCCUUCACUUUCUCACUUCCCAAACAGAUCUCUCUCUUUCUUACACAGUCUGACACCUUUUUCACAUUCGUUACGCUUCUCUCCAAAACUUUCCAAUUAUUGCUCCACAAUUAUUAAUUAAAUCAACAUGUUUCAAACUCAAUCUCCGUCUCUCAAUUCAUCUCCCGCUCCCUCCAUGAAGACCAAACGCGCCGCCGCUGCUGACUCCUCUGAUGAUCCCGCUUCUAAACGGCCUAACUUCUCCUCCGCCGCCGCAGACGACGCCGUCGACACCGUCGAAGAGAUGAAAGCUACCGGAGUAGAACAAGGAGAAGAAGAAGAAGACUCCGCCGGUCUCCGACUCCUCGGCCUCUUGCUACAAUGCGCCGAGUGCGUCGCCAUGGACAAUCUCGAAAACGCCACCGAUCUUCUCCCGGAAAUAUCUGAAUUAUCGUCUCCGUUCGGCUCUUCACCUGAGCGCGUGGGUUCAUACUUCGGCCACGCGCUUCAAGCGCGUGUGGUGAGUUCAUGCCUCGGUACUUACUCGCCGUUAACUUCGAAAUCGUUAACGUUAACGCAGUCUCAAAAAAUAUUCAACGCUUUUCAGAGCUAUAAUUCAAUUAGUCCGUUAAUUAAAUUCUCUCAUUUCACUGCUAAUCAAGCGAUUUUCCAAGCGUUGGAAGGUGAGGACCGUGUCCACGUCAUCGAUUUUGAUAUCAUGCAAGGACUUCAAUGGCCAGGAUUGUUUCAUAUACUUGCUUCCCGGUCUAAAAAGAUUCGGUCAAUGAGAAUAACCGGGUUUGGAUCAUCCUCCGAGUUGCUUGAGUCAACCGGGAGGAGAUUAGCCGAUUUUGCUAGCUCACUAGGUUUACCAUUUGAAUUUAAUCCAAUAGAGGGUAAAAUCGGAAAUAUCACUGAUUUAAGUCAACUUGGUGUUAGACCAAGGGAAGCAAUAGUUGUACAUUGGAUGCAUCAUUGUCUGUAUGAUAUAACUGGAAGUGAUUUGAGUACUUUAAGAUUGUUGUCUUUGUUAAGGCCUAAGUUGAUCACCACCGUUGAGCAAGAUUUGAGUCAUGGGGGGAGUUUUUUAGGGAGAUUUGUGGAGGCUUUGCAUUAUUAUAGUGCAUUAUUUGAUGCAUUGGGGGAUGGGUUGGGUGUUGAUAGUGUUGAGAGACAUACUGUGGAGCAGAAUUUGUUUGGUUGUGAGAUUAGAAAUAUUGUUGCUGUUGGUGGGCCGAAGAGGACGGGUGAAGUGAAGGUUGAGAGAUGGGGGGAUGAGUUGAAACGAGUUGGUUUUCAGCCGGUUUCGCUUGGGGGUAAUCCGGCUGCUCAGGCGGGUUUGUUGCUCGGGAUGUUUCCUUGGAAAGGGUAUACUUUGGUUGAGGAGGAGAAUGGGUGCUUGAAGUUGGGGUGGAAGGAUUUGUCUUUAUUGACUGCCUCUGCUUGGCGUCCGUUUGAUUGAGUAACUAUAAUUUGGUCAAUUUUAUUGUAAAUUGUAUUUGUAGAUGAAACCAAUGGGAUCAUUCAUUGAUGUAAUCGGGGUUCACUAUAUUCAGGCACUUCCUGAAUAUGGAACAACUAAUUACAGACUAUGGAGAAUUAGAAAAUGAAAGUAUUUGAGGCACAUACAGAUUGCACCAGAUUUGUGGCUGUCCAUCAUGUGCUGCCAUCAUCUGGUGGUAUGCUUGUCAAGCCUUGAGACUGGGAGGAUAGCUGGGCACGUGGUCAGAUAUUCGAGGGACAUCCAACCAUGUGAGGCUAGUGACAUCUAAUUCAAAAGACAAAUUUAUGAUGGAAGUACAACAUAAAGCACCCCCCCUGAGGAGGCCAGAGCUACUUGGUAAUGUGGCAUACCUAGACCAUACGAGCACAUCAUAUUCACGGAGUUUAAUUUUGAUCCCUCAUUAGGAAUGUUGGCACUCCCAAUUCAGAUUUUAGGCUGGAUGCCUUCAGAAAGUAGUAAUGUUUGCAACUAUCAGACCAAAUAUUGUGUCCAGAUCCAGACACUUGAAGGCCACACUCAGAAUGUCUAUGCAGUGUGUUGUCAUCCCAAACUUUCUAUAAUCUUUACUAGUUCUGAUAUGGGACAGUUUGCAUAUGGCAUUCAACAACUUACUGGUAAUCCUAUUUCUAUAAACUUCUAAGAUUUUAUGCUUAUAUCAUAUGUGCAUGGACAUCGCUCGACCUUAACCUUAGAUCUGUAACCUUGUUGUUAGAUGUAAAAUAAAACUGGCAUUUAAACUUUGUGUUCAAGAUCCAGAAUCAGAUUGUUUGGAGAGUUCGCCCUAUUAAAACAAGAUAUACCAAAAUAGAUGUUUGUAGAAAGUUUUUGUUCAUAUGCUCGUAAACUAGCUGUUUCAUCUAAGUUUAGUUGUAUGGAUGGGCGUGUGAUGAAAAAUAACUGCAGGCUUGAUCUGGCUGUAAAUUUGAAUUGCAGCUGAGGAAUCAAACUUUCUCUAUCUAAAUGUAGGCUAAAUCAGGUUCGCAUUAGAUUCUUUCUAAUUUAUGUUCCUUUUUAGAGAAGAAAAUGGUAGCAUAUCGACUAUAUCAUUAGAUACAUGGUAGAUAUACAUGGUAGAUGGAUACAUAACUCCCUUGAAUACGUUAUGUGUUCCCCAUUCAUUGAUGAGACUAUUUCAGAUAGUUAGUAUGGGUGAAGCCAUUACCGUCCACAAACUCUGCAUCAUUGUUGCUGAUAUCUUACUCUUGUUGGGUUUGAUUUAGGGAUUUGUUUAGCUGUUGAAUUGUACUUUUUCAGAAGAGAAGAUGUUAAGGAUAAAGAAUAUGAUAAAUAGAUAUGUGAAAUAGUGCAAUGUGGAUAGGCAUACUACUGAUAGAGUCGAAGUGAGAUGAUACUAAUGCUACAGAAACUCAUAUUUGUCCAUUAAUUUGCAAAGAUGGACAACAAAAUAUCUAGAAUGAGUUUAAAUCAAAUUUUGAACGGAAGACAUUUGUCUGCGGAGAUGGCGAUUAGCAUGGAUAAAUGAAAUGAUUGGGCAGGUUCUGGUUUUUUUUUGGUCCGGGGUGGAGUCAUUUGCAAACACUAUGACAUCAAGCUAUUUACUAUCAACAGAGAAUGGAUUCUAUUUCAGUUUUAAAUUAUUGGAUCCCAAAUCCUAAGUGUUCAAGGUAUUUGGAAAACCUAAAGUGACCUAGCUCCACGUAAAUGGGCAGCUUGGAGUCAAGUGUCUGAUUGGCUUGCUCGGUUAGCAUCAAAAUUUCUAUGUGAUUCGUUGAUUGGAAGUUGGAAACCUUAUUGUGCUGCUCGUGUUGGCAGCUUCUGCCGGAACGAUGGUGUUUCCUACUCCAUUUCAUUUUCUUAUUAGAAGGUAGAUUUAGUGUUUAUGUAGAGUUUUUUCUUGUUGAAUCAUGUAAAUGAUGUGCUAGGCUUGACACUGCAAUGCAUCUCUCAUGGAUCUUCUAUAAUAAAUGAAGUUUGUAUGUUCAAAGGAAA